CAUCACGGCGCGACAGGGAAGUGCAGCUACUACGCGCGCCCUUCACUUUACAGUCGUUACAGUACCUGAACACCCUUGCAAAAGUCUUGUGUUUGUAGUUCAAUAACAGCAUUGCUCUGAUUUCUGGGGUUUUAUGAAGUGACAGAAACUAACACCAGCAGUGGUUGGGACAAAUAAAUCAUUUUUGGAGGUUUUAGCGUUUAAUUCGGAUCAGGCAGCGAUGGCGGCUCCAAACUCUGCAGAAAGGAAGGCAUGCUGGGACGCCAGGGACCAGCUAUGGAAAUGUCUGGAUGACAGUGGUGACAAAGCUGCCUCCUGCCAGAAGUUCCAGAGCAAGUUUGAGGCAAAUUGCCCCGCUCAGUGGGUGAAAUAUUUCACCAAGAGGAGAGACUUCCUGAAAUACAAAGAUAAGAUGCAGACAGAAGGAUUCACACCUGCCGAAGGCCCCCAGCAACCUUCCUAAAUCACUGGACGGCACACUGACUUUCAGCCUUAUUCAGACCACGGCCAGAGGGGCAGGACUUUAUUAUGGACCUGAACUUCACCUUUAUCAUUAUUUAUUUGUACAGAGAUAAAAGCUACACACAUUAGCAGCUCCAAGCGGCAGAAUGAGCGACCUGUUUGGGCUUAUUUGAGCUUCCCUCCUCAGAAAUCUGUGACGUCAGCUCAUUUUAACCAACCCAGCUGAGAGAGAGAGAGAGAGAGAAACUGGAUGUAGACCGUUGGGAUAAAGCCUGUCAUUGGCUGCCUAUUUCAGCUGGUUUUCUCCUCCUCUUCCGUAAUCUGUUUUGUAAGGGCACCGUCGCUGCAUUUGGGGCUUAGCACCGCCAAAGAUGAUUGUGAUUGGUUUAAAGAAAUCCAAACCAUCCAGAGCGUUUUGUCCCCUAUCGCAGAAUGUUAACUCGUGCGCUGUGGUGACAGGUCUGGGCAAUGCAAGACUAGAUUUUGACCUGGAAAUGACAUGUAAUGUCCCUGUGGAACUUUACUAAUGCCACUUGGAAUAGUUGUGAUCAGUGCAACGCUUACACAGACGCAGUACAUGCACACACUGGGUCUUAUGUCUCAUUCUAACACUGUUCACGAGGGAUUUUCUGCGGUUGUUUUCAGUGAAAGCAUCACCUCCUUUGCAUCCGGUAGCAGCCGCAACAUUCUGUGUGCAGAACACGGGGUAAAGUUCUACAUCUGCGUGGAGUUUGGGUUGAAGUCACAAGUCUUGAUCAAUUCAAUUAUGCCAGUGUGAUUUACAAAUAAAUGCCGAUCUUUAGCGUUUGCUGAUACUUAGCGUUUUAAUUCUGGGACAGUUCCUCAUUAGGUUAAAUCUCAAGUGUGAUUGACUUGUGGUGUUUUAUGUAAAUAAAAAAGAAUACAUACAUACAA
Molecule: messenger RNA, 1377 nt
Organism: Perca fluviatilis (European perch)
Lineage: Eukaryota; Metazoa; Chordata; Actinopteri; Perciformes; Percidae
Product: cytochrome c oxidase assembly factor 6 homolog
Exons: 3
Coding region: 221-463 (80 amino acids)
Biological process (GO): respiratory chain complex IV assembly
Cellular component (GO): respiratory chain complex IV; mitochondrion
Source: RefSeq, a predicted model, not a curated record